This is a messenger RNA of Pogona vitticeps (central bearded dragon), 1875 nucleotides long. The record is from RefSeq and is a predicted model, not a curated record. NCBI's taxonomy places the organism in Eukaryota, Metazoa, Chordata, Lepidosauria, Squamata, Agamidae.
AUGGAGGAUCCCUGGACCCAUAAGUGGGAACAGGUCCGGGUUCCUCAUGAAGAGGCGGAGAAGCGUCGUCAGUUGGGACUGAAACCUCGGCCUUCGUAUUGGGGAGAAACGGAGGCAAAGGAGUGGAGAAGAAAGCUCCGCGAGGAACGGGAGGCAGUGGCCCCAGGUAACAGGAAGAAGACAAAGCUUCCAAGCCAGCAGACAGCCCAUACAGCUGGGAACCUGUACAAAUCUAAUGGGAAGCAUUUCAGCAAGAAUUCAAACCUCAGGUUCUACCAGGCAGAUGAUGCUCGAGACAAACCCUACCAGGGCCAGGAGUGUGUGAAAUAUUUUCUUCAUAAAUCAGACCUCACAAGGCAUCAGACAAUGUUCAAAGGGGAGAAAUCAUACAGAUGCCAGGAGUGUGGGAAAUGCUUUGCUCAAAAUUCAGAUCUUACAAGGCAUCAGACAACAAUUCAUACAGGAGAGAAACCAUACAAAUGUCCGGAGUGUGGGAAACGUUUUGCUCAAAAUGCAGAUGUUCGGAAGCAUCAGAAAGUCCACACGGAACUGAAACCAUACAAAUGCCAAGAGUUCCUUCUGAUGCACCAGAGAGUCCAUACUGGAGAAAAACCAUACAAAUGUCAGGACUGUGGGAAAUGUUUCACCAGGAAAUCAACCCUUCUAAUACAUCAGACAACCCAUACAGGAGAGAAACCAUACAAAUGUCUGGAGUGUGGAAAAGGCUUUGCCCAAAACUCAGACCUUCGGAAGCAUCAGAAAGUCCACUCAGCAUUGAAACAACACAAAUGCCACGAUAGUGGAAAAUGUUUUGCUCAAAACUCAGACCCUAGGCAGGAUCAGAAAUUUAACACAGGAAAGACACCAUUCAAAUGCCAGGAAUGUGGAAAAUCUUUUGAGUGUGGGAAAUGUUUUGCUAGGAAUUCAACUCUUCUUAUUCAUCAAACAACGCAUUCGGGCAAUAAAUCUUACAAAUGCCAAGAAUGUGGGAAAUGUUUUGCUCAAAAAUCAGACCUCAGCAGGCAUCAGAAAAUUCACUCAGGAGAUAAACCAUACAAAUGCCAGGAGUGUGGGAAAUGUUUCACCAGGAAUUCAACUCUUCUUAUUCAUCAGAGCGUCCAUUCGGGCAACAAACCAUAUAAAUGCGGAGAGUGUGGGAAAUGUUUUGUUCAAAGUUCAGACCUCGUAAGGCAUCAGAGAAUUCACUCAAAUGAGAUACCACACAAAUGCCAGAAGUGUGGGAAAUCUUUUGACAGUAAUUCAAUACUCCUGAUGCAUGAAAGAGUCCAUAUGGGAGAAAAAACAUUCAAAUGCCUUGAGUGUGGGAAAUGUUUCGCUAGGAUUUCAACCCUUGUGAUUCAUCAAACAAUCCAUUCAGGCAACAAAUCUUACAAAUGCCAAGAAUGUGGGAAAUGUUUUGCUCGAAUAUCAUACCUAAGUAGACAUCAGAGAAUUCACUCAGGAGAUAAACCAUACAAAGGCCAGGAGUGUGGGAAAUGUUUCGCCAGGAAGUCAACCCUUCUUAUUCAUCGGAACGUCCAUUCGGGCAACAAACCAUACAAAUGCCGAGAAUGUGGGAAAUGUUUUGUUCAAAAGUCAGACCUCGUAAGGCAUCAGAGAAUUCACUCAAAUGAGAUACCAUACAAAUGCCAGAAGUGUGGAAAAUCUUUUGACACUAAUUCAGUCCCUCUGGUUCAUCAGAGUGUCCACACAGGGGGAAAAACAUGGAAGUGCCAGCACUCUUCGGGUGGCGCCAUCUUGGACGUGGUCAAUGUCAAUUUAGAGGUGCCGGUAGAACUUGAAACAGAGGAUUUUUCCGACAUCGAGGACUUCUUGGUCGAUUUGUCGGCAGGCUUGGAAACGGAGGGCACAUAG